Messenger RNA from Brienomyrus brachyistius, 8557 nucleotides. RefSeq names its product crystallin beta-gamma domain containing 1a (gene crybg1a). The coding region runs from base 259 to 7857 and encodes 2532 amino acids. The transcript is spliced from 22 exons. The record is from RefSeq and is a predicted model, not a curated record. NCBI's taxonomy places the organism in Eukaryota, Metazoa, Chordata, Actinopteri, Osteoglossiformes, Mormyridae.
GAAGUGCAAUACUCCUGACGUGCGAGGCGGCAGCCUCGCCUUUCCCAUGAAUCGGGCUGCUUGGGCGAGUUCCUGUAAUCGGAUUUAAGUCGGACUUUGGGAAGAGGGACGGGGCACCUGUGCAUCUCCACACCGCCGAAUGGAUCGCAUUAGGACCGAUCAGUGACUCCGAAUCAGAAUCUUAAACCUGAAGUCUGACUCGCUACGCACUUUGACCGCUCCUCUAUCCAUCUGAAACAGCGAGCUGAACUCGACAGCAUGAGCAAGUCCGGAUCGAUCAAGAAACUCUUCUUCAAAACAAAAUCCAUAGAAAAAGAAAUUAAGGCAGAGGAGUCAAAUGCUCCCGUCCCUGGAACGCAGAAUGGAGACCAUGCGGGCGCGACGUGGUCCUGGGACGCGGGACCCGACAGUCCGGAGUUGCGGGAUAUGGGACUGACAAGUCCGACCCAAAGAAAGAAAGCGAAGUUUAAGUCCUGGAUCAAGAGAAGAACUUCGCGACGGGGAAAACCGCAUAGCGAUCCGUUCAUAUUCACGGAAUCCGAGGACACUGACACCAUAAGUAAUAAAAUGUCCUUCGACCAGGUGAGCAUGAUGACGGAGUACAGCAUCCAGACAGACGUGGGCUCGGCUGUCCGGUCUGAGGCCAGCUCCAUGUUCAACUUCGACAUGUCCCCCUCCAGCCCCGGCUCCCCCAGCAGAAGGUCCAGGAAGGGCUCGGAGGAGAAGGCUGGUGUCCUCACUCGCAUUGGCAGCUUCUUCAGCACCCGCCGGCGCAAGAGCAGCAGGAGCCUCUCCGAGACCUCCGAGGAUGCUCCCCCAGGUGCGGAGAACACCCCCACGCCCCCGCCAGAUCCGGAGGUGCUGAGGACCCCAACGGGGAGCCCGCAGUUAGAGGCCAAGUUCCCCUACAUUUCUGCGUCAGAGUUGCGCAUCGAGCAAGCAGAGCUGGGGGGCAGUCUGUCCAGCCAGGGCGAGGGUGACCUCCCCUUUGCCGACAGCGACAGCCAGAGCAGCCUGCUCGAGGUGACGACACGUGACAGUGGCACGCGAACGACGAGCAGGGAGAGGCCAGGAGGAGCUCCUACUGACGCAGGAGACGCAGGGAAUGUCUGCAAGAAGUUACAAGUGUACCUGGAGGAGACCAGCAUCUGCAGUGGGGAGGCGGCCGACGUGGGCCGGGGCGUCGUCUGCACGACUGUGAAGAAGAACUUGAAGGCCGUCACGAAGGGCAGCCCCAAGGGCGCGCUAGCGGCACCCGGCACUGCGGGGGAACCAGCGCGCACCAAGGCACCAGACAAGCCCACUAUUGCCGGCUCUGAUGAGACCGGGUCAAAAUCCACAGACCUGCUGAGCUCGGAUCCCACCCUGACGGAGGCAGACAGCAAGACAAUGGGGAAGAGGAUCCCGGGGAGGCGGAAGCUAAAAUCCCAGGAAGCCGCGUCGUCCGCUUUGCCGGACCGCGCUCAAGAGUUGGUGAGUAAGGCGGAACUUCCUGCGCCUUUGCCUGAGCCUCUCAGCAAAGCAGCGGACCCCGUUUCGGGCCAGGUGGAGCCUUACUCAAGUGGGCCGGAGUCCUGCCUGACUUCUGGCUCGGAUUCUGGUGCAUUUGCGGCCCCCCCGCCAGUUGCGGCUGCAAAGAAGGUCUCCGCAGGAGUGAUGGGAUCUCCAGAGGCUCCUGCCCUGUCCCUGCCCCCACUAGGAGGUGCUAUUGAGGAGCCGGCAAUAGCCAUAUCUGCAGCAGAACCCUCCGGGGAGGGAAGAGCAAACAGAGAUGUGUACCAGGAAGCGGCCGUUACGAGCCUGGAGGGUACCACCCAGAAUCCUGUCCCAGAGGAGGAGGCGCCGAGCACCAAGACCAAGCGCAGGAGCAUUAAGCUGUCGCAGAGCCAAAAAGUCUUUGCGAAGAAGGUGUACGUGAACACGGAUGACACCGUCGAGGAGGCAUGUAAGAGAGAAAAGGACUCGGCAAGUGCGGUGACCAGGCAACCACAGAAAACAGAGGUCAUACUGCCUCCAAAACCCAAAAAGGUGAACUUGGAGAUUACAGAGGACCCCAGGACACCAACUGACGUUGCAGCAAAAGUAGGGCUGUUUGAGGGGCUGCGUACAGCCCAGAGUAGCCAUGUCAUCAAGGUGGUAGGACCGUCCCCUGAGCCAGCCAGGGAAUCAGGCUUGGAUGAGAGCGAGCAGGCUGCUGCAGCCAUGGGGAAGAAGUCUCGUUUACGGGCCGCCAAAGUCAAGGGUGCUGGGGCCAGCCGACCAGUAUUAUCAGUGACAACAUCAGGAGAUGGAGCCCAGUCAGAGACCAGCUCCAGUGUAUUGAAGUCUGAAGGCUCCUCCCCUUCCUCUGAAGUAAAGGAUAAGACUGGAAGGACCAAAGACCAGUUAGAAAGGCACUGGGUAGAGGAAACCUCUGCUGAUACAGACAAGGCCCAGUCAGGUUUUGGAAGCAAAACGGCUGAUGUCAGGGUCCUCACAGAAAGUGAAGGGUUACCCGGAGAUAAAGCCGAGGCGGCUAAACUUCCUAAAAAGUCACCAACGGAUGCAAUCCAGAAACCAUUGUUGGUUCCUGAAUCUUCCACUGGUACUGAUAGUGUUUCGCCUUUGGAAUCUAAGGUGCAGAAAGACAAGGAAAAGGCUGCGGUGACCGAUUUCACCACAAAAGAGCAAAAUACUGUUCCGACAACAAAAGAGGAACAAAAAUCUGUCACGGAGCGGGUGAAGACACCUGAACAGAAGACCCCAGGAGCUGUCCAGCCUACGGAACCCUCCCCUACAGCAGCACUCCCAAAGGUACGGCCUAAAUCUAAAAGACAGAAAGCUAGAGAAAACCCUGAACCUGUCAGCCCAACUAGUGGAAGUAUCCCAGAGAAAGGUGCUGGAGCCCGGAGAGGUUCUUCUGAGCAGGCCCUAAAGAGUCCAGUUAAAACCCAGGCUACAACGAAAGAUCCCAGCGAUGUUAAAAAGCGAUUGCAGGCACGCAGUGAGCAAAGCACGGUCACAAAAAGCAAACUGCCCAAAGCCACGUGCCCAGAACCCCUGUCCCCCAUCAAGAAAACCAUUGAUCAGAGCACAAGGAAGAAUAAACCGAGCACAAAAACACCAGAAAAUGCUGAUGUGCCCAGCCUCGUACAGGAUUCGCCUACCGAGGCCCAGGUUGGAAUUAAGCUUCUGCAGGCAACGCAUGGGUCGGCACAGCCAGUGACUGAGGACACGGUCAGCAGUAAGACAGAGUCACCACUGUCCCCCUCGCAGUUGGACAGCAAGUUGAAGAAACUCAACGCCGAAAGCCCUACAAAGGUAAAUGAGCCUCAGAGUGACAACAGAGCGACUACAAGUGAAAAACCCGCUAUGAAUGAUGGGAAGGCAUCAACAGAUACUGGUGCAGAAAGUCCCCCAGGAGAUUCCGGAGCUGCUUCCCAGGCGGAUAGCAGCCAGGCUCCCACACCCUCCCAUGAGAGAACCUCAAACACUGCUCAAGAUGUUGGGGUAUCCAAAGCAGCUGCUGCAUCUUCAGCUUUAACUGUGCUGCCUGCAAAAAAUCAGGACAAUAACAAACACGAAGAAAGUGACCAGAAUAAAACGGACAAUAAUACAUCUACCGCCCAAUCCAACAGCCCUGUUCAAGUAACCACAGAACAAAGCCACACCAAUACAGAAGGUGUCUGUGAUGUAAACAGCGGGAGAGGUACGCAGAAGGGAGCAGAUGUAUCUGUGCCACAGGUGUUGGACAUUCAGUCCGAUCAUGCAAAAGAGCAAACUGCAGACGUGGAGCAGGUGUCACUGGAGGCCAACAUUUGUGCUGCACCCGCUAAAGCAACAGCAGUUACACCCCCUGUGACUGUGCAGGAAGGGACCACGGACACAGCAUCUGUAGGCACGGUUCCGAAAGUCACCUCAUCAAACCUGAUCUGCCCUGUUUCCAAGCCUGAAAUAAAACCUGCGUCGCCUGAAGUCUCUGAGACCAAAGAUGGAGACCAGGUUAACGAUGAGAAACCACAGAAAGACAUUCCUCAAAAACCAAAGAAGAAGUUACCAGGUCCCGCAGAGAUUAAAACAUCUACUGAGAAGAAUUGCCCUGUAGAAAACGGCUUGGGUACGCCCGAAGCUGUCAUGACUGCGACCCAGGAGUCGAGAAGCUCUGAUGUCAGUUUGAAGCGUGGGUCUCAAGAUGGGGAACAGGGAAAGCAAAAGGAGGCGUCUGGAAAGGCCGUGAUACCUCUCAGAGACAGAACUUCAGAACCCAAUGCUGUUAUAAGACAAGAAGACAAAGAAAAGGGACAGAAGACAGAGGUGCAAGCUGAGAAGACAAUGGAUGCUGUCACCACAGAAAAGACAAUUAAAAAUGGUGAUGUCCACCCUUUACCCAGUCAGGAGAAUACGUCUGAGAAGACGGAGAGUGAGGCUGGGGUGAAGGGUGAGGAAGCUCAAGUCGCAGGUUCAAAUCUUCAACCUGGCAAAGCUUCUGAGGAGAACAUUGACACCUGCUGGACUUUGUCAAUUGAACCGGUCAAGUUGGCACAGGAAACUCUGAGAGUGGUAGAAAGUGAGGAUGUAUCAAAGAAAGAAUCAGGUUCCGUCAACCGGAUGGACAAGCCCUGUCAAGGAUCCCUGCCAAGGUUACAGGAGUCCACCCAGACAAGUGCUCAGCUGGGGAGUACCUCCUCAGUCUCUGAGGUGCUUAAAGGUUCAAAGUUAACGUCUCUGCCACAGAUUAUAAAACAAACUUCAGGCACUUCCCAAUUGGGCCCAACAAACAAACCUUCACGCAGCUCGCUGACCCUAAAAGACAGCCCUUCCAGCUGGUUAGAUGUAGACCAGAGCUCUGUGAAGAAGCAGAAGAAACCUGAGAGGAAUUUGGAUGCUUCUGUCAGUGAGGAUGACACCUUGGAUACCUCUGAUGAGUUUGAGGAGUUCAUACAUAACAUCAAGAAGCUGGGUGCUCCUUUCUCCCUUCCCCUGAAAAAGCAUGUCCACACCAAGUCCCCAUCACCCCCCUUCGCCAUGCCGGCCAUCAGAGAAGACCGUUUUGAGAAGACAUUUGAUCCUGAGGAGUUUCAGUUUGGCCUGAGGAAGAAAAAGGCCCUGAAGGACCCAUCACCUGGGAUGAUGGUGAAGCUGCAGAAUGCAGAAGUGAGGAGCAAGCUCCAACCCAAGCGAUCCAGCACGGAGGACAGCCUGCUCUUCAAGCAGACCCAGCCUCUGUCCUCUGGCCUGCAGGAGAAAGGGGAGGCGGGAACAGAGACCACUGAGGAUUUGGGGACAGUUAGUUCUCGCUUGGGAAAGAGCUCCAUCCUUUCCAGCCUCAUAACCAACUCCAGGGUUUCCAAGAAGCCUGGCAAUGAGCCCGACCCCGCAACAGGCAGCAAAGCCUUACCACCGCAGUCAGGGGCAGCCUCUGGUUUGACAGACUCGCACGUGCCCCCAGGCACCGUCCAUCAGUCGGAGCUGAGCCUCUCCUCACCUCCUCCCCCUCCUUCCUUUGCUGAUAUUAAGCUUCCAGAUUAUUUGGGGAAGCUGCUCUGUCAGGACAAAACAGAGGCAGGAAGCUCUGACGGUGGCCCCCGGCACACAGAUGCCAAGGGUCCUCUGUCUGGAACUGACCUGGGUUCUGGCAAGGGCUGUGCCCCUAAAGACAGCAUUCCACCCACUGCUCUGGCACCAUUAGCUCCUUCUAGCCUGAUCCAGAUUCAGCAGGCGUCCGGAUCCAGCCUCCAUGCUGGACAUGCUGAGGUGCCGUGUGAGAAGGGCUUCCACAAGCGCCCGGGAAAGAUGGUCCUGUACGAGCGGGCUCCUUCGGAGGGGAGUGCCUACCAGGUCUACGGGGAUGUGGAUGACGCCACCUCCAUGAAACUGUCCCCAGUGAUCUCGGUCCGCGUCGUCAGAGGGUGCUGGCUCCUGUAUGAGAAGCCAGGAUUCAAAGGAAACUCCAUCGCUCUGGAGGAGGGCCCCAUAGAUCUGGUGAACGCCUGGGCCCAGGAGCCAGACCCCGGGCAGGACACACCCACACCCCCCAUGGUCAUCGGCUCUAUCCGGCUAGCUGUCCAGGACUACAGCGUUCCCCGGAUCGACCUGUUCACGGAACCAAACGGACUUGGGAGGAUGAUGACUUUCUGCGACGAGGCGGUCGACACAGGCUCCUUCGGGAUCCCGCAGUGUACGGCGUCCAUCAAGGUCCACAGUGGGGUCUGGCUGGUCUAUGAUCAGCCGGGGUUCCAGGCUCCUGUAGCAGUGUUGGAAGCGGGGGAGUUCCCCUGUCACACGUCCUGGGGGUUCACUGACCCAUUCGUCGGGUCCCUGCGGCCUCUCAGAAUGGGUGGAAUCAAGGUGGAGAACCCUAACGAACUCAAGGUGGUGGCGUACGAGAGGCCGGGCUUUGAGGGGGAGAGUCUGGAGAUCUCCAGCGAGGUGGUCAGCUUCAUGGAGGAACGGGCUGGAGACAACCCGGAGACGCCCACCAUGGAGCGAAGGAAGCUGGCUUCCGUAGGAUCCCUCAAAGUCCUCGGCGGGCUAUGGGUUGGCUACGACAGCCCAGGGUUUGAGGGCCAUCAGUGUAUCCUGGAGGAGGGCGAGUAUGAGGACUCGAAGGACUGGGGAGGUAGCAGUUUGCUGUCCCUGCGACCCCUGUUUGCCGACUUCCUGUCCCCACACCUGAAGAUGUUCAGCGAGAGAGACUUUGGCGAGAGAGGAGUCAACAUUGACCUGCUGUUUCCAAUCCCCAACAUGGAGGAGACUGAUUUUGGCAUGAAGACACAGUCCAUGGAGGUCGUUUCGGGCGUCUGGGUGGCCUUUGAGAAUCCUGGCUUUUCCGGCAACCUCUAUGUCCUGGAAAAAGGCCUGUACUCCAGCCCCGAGGACUGGGGGGCCCAGCAUGCGAAGAUCGGCUCCGUGCAGCCCGUGAUUCUGGAAAUUUUAAGCGGACUGCCCAAGUUUAAGGUUCAGCUCUUCUCAGAGCCCAGCUUCCUGGGCAGCAUCCACCUUCUGGAGGACAACGCACCGGAGCUGCCUGAGGGGUUCUUCCCGCGCUCCUGUAAAGUCCUGGCAGGCAGCUGGGUGGCGUUUGAGGAGGAGAACUUUGUGGGCCCCAUGUACGUCAUGGAGGAGGGCAGCUACAGCAGCCUGGAAGCAAUGGGCUGCCCCCACCAGGAUGUGCGGAUCCGCUCCCUGCAGACCACCGGCUUUGAGUUCUCGCUGCCCUCCAUCACCCUGUUUUCCAAGCCUGGCUUCAGGGGGAAGAAGGUGGUUCUGAAGGAUGGUUCUGUGAACCUGCCACUCUCCGGCUGUGACGGCAUCAUCUACUCACUGCAGGUGGAAGGGGGCAUGUGGGUACUCUUUGAGGAAACCAAUUUCCGCGGAAGACAAGUCCUGCUGCUUCCUGGCGAGGUGGCCGACUGGUACGCCAUGACCGACUGGCGACGCGUCGGGUCUCUGCGGCCGCUGAUCCAGAAGCCCGUCUUCUUCCGGCUGAGGAACAAGGAGACCGGGGGAGCGAUGAGUCUCAGCGGGUCGCUGGACGACAUCAAGCUGAUGCGCAUCCAGGCGCUGGAUGAGAUUGGAGGGGCCGAGCAGAUCUGGGCCUAUCAGGAUGGUCUGUUCCGAUGCAAGAUGCUGGAGGACUGUUGCCUGGAGACCACAGGGAGCGUCGUCAUGGCCGGCAGCCGGCUCGGCAUCUCUCCCGAAGUGGGGAAGGAGAACCAUUUCUGGAGCAUCACUCCGGACGGGCUGAUCUGCUGCAGCAUGAAACCGGAGCUGGUUCUGGAGGUGAAAGGUGGCCAGCAAUAUGACAAAAACCAAGUUAUUCUCAAUGAACUUGAUGAACGAAAAUUAAACCAAAGAUGGACUUUGGAGAUUCUUUGAAGCUGCAGCAGAGGAGCGGAUGUCAGAACUGCUCCACCGUGGGCCUCAGGGGCUCAUCAUGCUGCUCCACCGUGGGGCCUCAGGGUCUCACUGUGCUGCUCCACCGUGGGGCCUCACCGAUCUACAAACACUCUCCAUCAUGCGGCUCAGUUUGCUGUAUAACCAGUGUUCUCUUAUCAGGAAAACUUCCUCAUACCAGCAUUCCAUAUUCCGCCUUUUUUUUGUAACGUAACGCUCAGGCAGCACAAGAUGGCCGUGCUCCAAUUGUGCCGAGCAUCCGAGUCACACAGAUGCCUUUAAGGACCCGGCGCCAGGCCAGCGUGGGGACCAACUGCACAUCCUCCCUCCAGGAGUUUGCUCUGUUACACAGGAUCUGCAGCUCAUUGUACAGCCCAACGAAACGCCAAGCAAUUGUAUCUCCUGUAUCUCUCACACUCACACACACACACACACACACGUGCUUUUUUAUAAUCUGUUUAUUUCGGAAAGUCGGAGCUCAGCCGUUUCCCCGCAGCGCAGUUGCUUUUAAAGUUGUUCUUCCACUUUUUACUGCAUGACAUUUUCUACAUGAAGACCUGAUUUUUAUAUUGCCUGUUUUUUCUGCCCUCUUUUUACAGAACUGAUUGUUUCUUUGAUGUAAAUGUUCGCUGCCCAAACAAAAAAAAAACUGUUUUGAAUAAACAUUUUGUCUCUUCAUGUA